Molecule: messenger RNA, 2731 nt
Organism: Aedes albopictus (Asian tiger mosquito)
Lineage: Eukaryota; Metazoa; Arthropoda; Insecta; Diptera; Culicidae
Exons: 2
Coding region: 1119-2522 (467 amino acids)
Source: RefSeq, a predicted model, not a curated record
ACUAGCCACAGAAGUUCAAUGCCGCGGCUGUUCGUGUGACUAACAUCUAGUUUGCCACGCCCUUACAGCGUCAGCAUCGGUACUAGAAGUGUCAAGUUAAUUUUGUUUACCAAAACAAAAGGUACUCUACAUGAAGGACACUUAAAAAUAGUAAAUUAUUGCAAUUAAAGUUAUUAAAAUAAUUAAUUGAGAAAAGUGACUACAGCGCCAUUGGAGUUCUAGUGUAUUUCUAUUCUUGCACCGGAGUUUACCAGAAAAAAGGUGCGUUUCUUCUUUAUUUCUCUUUCAGGAAGGGUGUCGUGUGCUUCCCCGUCGGUCGUUGUCUGUUGUCAAACAAAAAUAUCGCAAAACAAGCGAGAUAAGCAUACUUUACCGGCACAGAUAAAGCAAAGUUGACAACAAUAAAAAAAAAAUCGCAAUUGUUUUUGGGUUUUCGAUGAUUGGCUUACAAGGCAAAGUAUGAAUCUGGUAGUGUUUAGAGCGUUUAGCAUUAAGGAGAAACUUCAGAGAAUACAAAUAUGGUUGCCACAAUGGCCGACUUGGACCCCUACUCACGUUUUCAAGAGCACCAAUUUUAAAAGUUCGUAAACAAAUGCGCCUGAUUAGGAAAAGCUGCCUCUUUUUGCAAGAGAGCAAAGCCAGGAUAAACAAGUGCGCCUUGGUUCGGUGUUUCGUUCGUCGGAUUUGUGCCUCUAAAGUUUGUAUGCAAAAUUGCAAUGGGACUUCUUGAUGUUUCACCUUAAAGAUUUUCUUACUCUUUAUGUGUCUCAUUCGCAUUUCUGAAGAAUGCGAAUGUUACGAUUAUAUAAUGUGUCAAGUGUUAAGUCUUUUCAUCUUUGGCCUGCCUGUGCACACAGUCAAUUCUUUAUCAGUCGACUUCGAAGGUAACCUACUUAAAUAACCACGUUAGCUAUUUUGAGAUAGGAAAAGCUGGAGGCUGGUCCGCGGGUACGGUGUGCAGUAUCGAGUUAGGAAGUAUGCUAUAUCAUUAGAUAAUAUCUGCUCCGUGAAUCGUAUUCGCUAUUGAAUCUUUCAACCCGGAAUCGUCAUUCAAACGAGAAUUUCAAAAGGAGUACAACAUUAUUCUGUUUGGCGAAACUGGCUCAGGCAAAUCCACUAUGAUAAACUAUCUGACGAAUUAUUUCCAUAAUGGUACACCGAGGAAUUUCAAAAUUGCCAUUCCUACGAAAUAUCAUGAGGCAACCGAGGGUCUAGAGCACCACGAAGACAAUGUUCAGGAUGCUUCAAAAAGCCAAACAAGAGCCUGUACUAUAUAUGAUUUCAGAAAACAGGACACGAUAUUCAACUACAUUGACACCCCAGGCCUCAGUGAUACUGAAGGAGUUGCACAGGAUGACUUCAAUAUUCAACAAAUUAUGGGUGCUGCUGAGCAGAGCGGAGUGCUGACAGCAAUCAUCCUCGUUAUAAAUGGAACGCAAGCCCGAGCUACAGUAAACCUACGCAACACGUUGUGUCUGUUGAGAAGCUCAAUACCAGACGUCCUUCUGCAGAACCUCGUCGUAGUUCUGACAAACUGCUCUGCUACUUCCGUCAACUUCGAUCUGGCACAUUUGAAACCUUGGACUAUACCGGAAGCGAAUAUUUUCCACAUGAACAACUCUGCUCUCAGUAGACCAGUAUCACAAUGGAUAAACAACGAGCGCAUGAAGAAAGAUUUGGAAAGGGAAUGGGAAUACUCAAUGGAAACCAUCGACGAACUGAUCCAGAGCUUGAAGCUGUUCGGUGGAAAAGCGACCGAGGCUUUUAAGCAAAUGCGCAUAAACAGAGACAGGAUAAAAUCACAGCUACAUAGUAUCUUGCUGGACGUGAAGAAGUUCCAGGGUCUUCAAAACGAAUUAGGUAUUUUGAAAAUCACACAGCAAAAUAUAUCCACCGACAUCCAAAAAUAUUCCGACUUCAAGCGGACAAAGCGAGUGGAAUUCACAGAAUUUGAAAAAUGUAAUGAAUGCAGUACAAUCUGCUCUGUAUGCUCGAAAUUGUGCCGUGAGAAUUGGACAAAUGUCAAUUCAUUCCACGGAGUCCUUGGAAUGACACUAGCCUCUAAUAUGAGUCUCAGAGGCAUAAUGAACUUUUUCAAAACUAUCUUUACAGGGCUGUGUAAGUGCAAACAUUCACAUUUCAGACACUACGACGACAACGUUAGACCAGUCAAGAAAACAAAAACCGUCGAGGAAAUUCUCGAAGAUGUGAAAAACGCCUAUGAUCAUCACAUGAACAAAUGUGAGAAAAUAGAAUCUGAAAUCGGUGAUCUGGAUGCGGAUGUCGCUGCGCUGAAACAUGCGCUUGACGAGAAAGAAGUGGAAAUCCGCAAACACUGCAAUCAGCUUAAGGAGCUCUGCUCGCAGUUUAACUUUGUGGAUGAACUCCAGGGUGUGAUUGCCGUCAUGGACAGAGAUGCCCGUACGCUUACCUCGACGGAGGCAAGAGCCGAUGCCGAGAAGAGAAUCGGAAAUAUCAAACACGUGGUCGAUACGCUGUCAAGCUCUGGAAUGAGCGGCUAGAGCGUUAAAUUCUAAUAAAUCGCUUUGUUGAGGAGUAUUACAUCGAAAUAUAUAUUAACAUUGGGCUGAAACAAAUUGUUUAGUGUUGCUAUUGUCUUAUCAUAACCUAUAAAUGUGAAAUAAAGAUUUUUGGCCAUAUAUGCGGUUCGUUCGUUCCGCUGAGCGAUAUGCCUACUGGAUACUCUAGACUAAUAAAAGUGAGUUUCUAA